CAGGGCUUGGUCCGUGACAAGAUUACAGCCACACCGCCAUACCACCGUCAAUCAUGCUCUCUUGUCUUGCUUCUCGUACGCUUCUAACGGGGCACAUCAGCAAGAUCCCUGAAAGGCCAUUUCACAUGAUUUUAGUGGCUACGAGAAAGGCUUUUAAAAAUGUUAUUGGGGAGGAUAGCGGCAGAAUAUUUAUGUCGGAUUUGGCACGGGCUACGGCUACUUGCAGACGCGUGUCUUCUGUUUCUAUUCAUCAGCAUAUAUGCCAACGACCGUAUAAGCCGCAGCAGACGUAUUUGCAUAUCCCUAUGCGCAAAUUUUCAUCGGCCCCUCCCUCUCCCGCUGAAGUUUUGUCGGUGAAGAAAGAGAAUGGAGGAGACUUUGCUGGACAGCCACAGCGCACCUUGUUGACGAAGCUUCAGGAAGAUGGGGCCUCUCCUCGGGUACUGUGGGAUGCCUUACAAGAGAAAUGCAAGGGCCAGAAACUCCCUCGCCGACAAGACCUGCACGCACUGUUCCUUUCCGCCUCCAGGAACAGCUCCCCCGAGGCCAAAGAGAAGGACAAAGCACUCCUAUUAUCAGCAGUGGACCUUUUCCUAUAUAAAAACGUCGAGUUCAGGGAAGCCUCUGCCUCCCUCUUCCUUCGGGCCAUGCUGCGCUUGGACGGAUUGGGCGAAGCGGUCGACGCCUUGCUGGCGCGGGAAAAGAGACUGGGGCUGUGGGCGCAGCGGAAAAUGUUGCACAUGGCAUUGCAUAGGCUGGGCGUGGCCAAGGACACAGAGCGACUCUUGAAGCUUUUUGAUGCCAUGGAGCCUUUCAUGAAUGUGAAUCGCAGUGCCCGGUACGGUUAA
This is a messenger RNA of Nannochloropsis gaditana CCMP526, 848 nucleotides long. RefSeq lists its product as uncharacterized. The coding region runs from base 54 to 848 and encodes 264 amino acids. The transcript has 4 exons. The record is from RefSeq and is a predicted model, not a curated record.